AUGGUGGAAAACAGUAUAAUUCAUUAUUUAAAAGAUAAAACGGGUGAAAAAUCGGACCGCAAUCAAAAUCAAAAAGGCGAUGUUUUCCUUGAGUGGGCUCAAAGAGCCGCAAAUGAUUCGAAAGACAUCGAAGACCUCGAAAUCGACGAGAUUGGAUCGUCGCGACACCGGCCAAACAAUAUUGAUCAAUAUUGUCGAAAAUAUCAGAAGAACUUCAAAAACUAUUGCGUAAAGGAAAAACUUACCGAGUUGGAGAAGCUUUUGGGCCAAUUUUGCGUCAGCUAUCAAAAAAAUUGUGGCGGGGGCGAGAUUGGCGGGGCACCGCCAGCAAUCGACAGUUUCCCAACUCCAGAGCCACUUGUUCCUGAAAAACCUGUCGCUGGCCAACCUCCGAUUCCAGACAAAGGAACGAAAGGCGUCCAGAGCUCAUCAUACUGCGAGGAUUAUCGCAAAGAAUACACGGACCAGUGUACCGAAACACGAGUCAACGAUUUUUGCGACUCGUACUCGAAAAAAUGUGUGGUUGAUGGAGAAACAAUGGCAGAAAAGAAGCUAGAAACUGUUGAUUCCUCAACCGAAAAUGAAGAAGGUUCAGUUGUAGAUCAAGCGACGGAAAAGAAUGGAAAUGACGGCGAAAAUGGUGACGACGACGAUGAUUUGGAAUCAUUCGAAGAAUUCGAGGAAUCUGAAUCGGCCAAGGAAAAGGAUCAUAAUCAAGGAACAUCGAAUAGCGUCACAAGCGAUGAGGUUGUUCAUUAUUGCAACAACUAUACCGAGAACUACAACUAUUUUUGCGUCGGCGACAUGGCUCCAGAAAACGAAAAAUUUUGCGAUUCUUUUAAAAAGAAUUGUCCUGACAAAGCCCCUUUCAAAGAAUCCGGAUCAUUUCUGGGGAACAAGGAGUCCGGAAAUGGCCGCGGAGACAAGUCUCUCUAUCUAUACAAAGGAAACAAAAAAGAGUAUUGCGAUAAAUUCAGCGUAAAUUAUAAUUAUUAUUGCACAGGAACAAUCGAAAACGUCGAGAUUUUCACGAAAUUCUGUCCUUCCUAUAAAAACGCCUGCCUUUCCGGAGAUAAACACAAGCUUCCUCCGCCAAACCCGUUUGACGCGGAUAGCGGAACAAAAAAAGCGAGUUCAAAAGGUUCGACAGAUUUUCCCGACUUUGAACACCCCGGAAAAUCCGCGACAGGCAGUUCGCAUCGCAAGAGAGAAAAGAAAAAGCGUGCAUGUACAGCGGACUGUGACCAAAAGAUAUUCCCGCAUUGCACUCCGGAAUGCAAAUGUGAUUAUGCGUAUCCAUACGUUCAAAAGUUCUGCAACCCUCCACCACUUCCAUUAUUUCUGAAUACGUGCAGAUUGUGGUACCACGGAUGCCCGAAAUACGAGCAAUAUCAUUAUGCUUCUCAAUUUGUCUACUCGAAAGCCGAAAAGGGAAAAGUGCUUGAAGGGCCGAAACAAUCAACGACAUUUCAAUUGCUCACACCCACCGGACAAACAUUGCCAUAUAAGCCAACAAGGGCCAAAAGAAGCUCUGACAUGGUGGUUUGGCCUUCCAUUGACGAUAUCCCAUUGGAUAGUAUGCCAGUUUUCGAAAAGAUCACAAAAUCAAAUAAUUCGAAAUUGAAAAAUGAGAGAGCGAAUUUUAAGAAAUUCGAUUUGGUUCCUGCGCCUUCUAUACCCAAACAACAAAAAGCAAAGGACGAUGUUCCUCAAGAGAAUGACAUUUCCUCUGCACCAACACUUCCAAGAGUUAAGAAGACCACUGGCGGUGAAGCCGUGCCGGUUUUUUCCGAUAGCGUCUUCUCGAAUGCCCUUCAACAGUACAACACAUUCACCGAUUCUCGCGGAAUUCUCCAUCGACCGCGAAGUCGAUCGCCAUUCACGAAGCCGGGUCUUUGGGAACCAAAUCCCGAUGAUCCUCAUAAUCGAGACCACGCCAACAAGUUCUACUAUCAUCCGGAAUCGGUGGCUGUCGAUUGGCUUCAGGGCCAAUUGGCGUGGGGCGCGCAUUGGGCGGUUCCUGCGGUUGGCACUGGCGGCACCGAUGGUUUCAGCGCCGUUCAUUUCCCAUCGGUCGGCACAUUCUUGAACAUUCCCGACGAUUACGACUGA
This is a messenger RNA of Caenorhabditis bovis, 2112 nucleotides long. NCBI's taxonomy places the organism in Eukaryota, Metazoa, Nematoda, Chromadorea, Rhabditida, Rhabditidae. The record is from the annotation of a GenBank genome assembly.